Capra hircus (goat) is the source of this 3167-nucleotide messenger RNA. Its product is annotated as myotubularin-related protein 9. The coding region runs from base 1372 to 3003 and encodes 543 amino acids. Gene Ontology annotation, biological process: negative regulation of autophagy. The transcript has 10 exons. The record is from RefSeq and is a predicted model, not a curated record. Lineage: Eukaryota; Metazoa; Chordata; Mammalia; Artiodactyla; Bovidae.
UUUGACUAGACAAAGGGGAUAAAUAAUAAAAAAGUUUUGGAUAGAGUGAUUAAUCAUAAACUCAGUAAGGGAACUUGGUUUCUGGGGAACCCAGUUUCAGUAAUACUGCCCUAAUUUUUGACAGCUUAGAUUAGUUUUGCCUUUUUGUAUACUUUCCAAUGUUUCUUAGUCUUUAACAUGGAUCCUAAUCCCCUGGAAACUUAUCAAAAUAGACUGCCCCAUUCCCAGAGAUUCAGAUUCAGUAUGUUUGGGGUAGGGCCUAUAAUUUGCAUUGUUAAUGAAUUCCCAUCCCAGCUAAUGCUCUUGGUCUGGAAUUUUACAAUUUAUACUCUUUAUAUCUAGUUCCUUUUAUAGAGCAGUUCCAACUUUGUGUUUAUAUUAUGUAUGUGUGUGUGUGUGUGUGUGUGUGUGUGUGUGUGUGGUGGGGGGAAUCCACUUACGAUUUCUUCAUUAUUUGAAAGAAGGGUUUUGCAUACACACAAAAGCCUGGAACCUAGUACACCAGAAGGCUCUUUAAAGGCAGCAGUAUCUUUUAUUUUUCUUAGUGAUUAUCACUUAACACAUUGUAGGCAUCCUUGUUUAAGAAAUAAAAGAACAUCUGGAUGGAUGGGUCCUCCAGUAAAUAGAUUUAAGCUCUUGUAAUUUACCAGCUUAAGUGUGUCUCUUGCCAGACUGAAAACCCUGUGAAGGAAACACCCUUGGGUCUCUAGGGCCCAGCUCAGUGUAUAGGCAAUUCCCCUUUGGUCAAAGGAUGGAGUGAUGAGGGAUGGGGCUCCAGAGGGCAGAACUAUACCAGAAGUGGCCCCCCGAAGAGGGCGCCCUCAGGCAGGGACUGCCAGCUGUGGUGGGGGAGGGGUGCCAGCUAAACAGCUGCUUGCAUUUAAGGUGGACCCAGGGAUUUCCCCACCCAGCCUCAGCUGCAGGAGAGGAUGCAGACACUUCCUAGUUUCACACUCACCCUUUCCACCCCUCCCACCAGGGUACAGGAGAAGAGACGGGUAUUUUUCUUUGUUUUUUAAAUCGGUGGGAGUGCCAGCACCUUAGAGAUUUUUUUUUUAAUGCCUCCUGCGAUCCAGACACGAGGUCUUAAAGGACUUUAGCAAGAUUUUUCUCCCCCAUUUCACAGAUGCUGAAACUGAGGUUUCCCUAACAGGUUCUAGUCCCGGGGUUCUCACUAAGAAGUGCUAGCAGUGGGGUGGGGGUGGGGGAAUUCCUGUGAAACUGUGAGAUUUCUUCCUCCAAGGGACCUCCUUAACAGCUGUCCUGCCGGCGUCGCCAGCUACCCAGCCAGUUCCUGUCCCUUUCAGAGCCCGCGCUCACCCCGCCUGACGCUCGGAGUCCAGCCCUGCCGGGCGUCAGGCCGCUGGAGGAAUGGAGUUCGCGGAGCUGAUCCGCACAGGCCAGGCCCAAGCCGAGCUCCUGCGGGGUCCGGAGGAGCCCCCACUGCGUGGCACGCUUUGCAUCACCGGCCACCACCUGCUGCUGUCGCCAGGGCCCCAGGCGACUCCAGACCUGUGGCUGCUGCUGUUGCGUAAUGUUGACUCCAUCGAGAAGCGGGUCGCGGGUGACUCGGGCACCAUCACGCUGCGCUGUAAGGACCUGCGAGUGUUGCAGCUGGACAUAGAGGGCGUGGAGGCCACGCUGGACAUCGCCCGCUCCAUCGAGGCGCUGUCCUCCCUGGAAUCGGUCAUCACCUCCUUUCCGUUCUUCUACCGUCCCAAAGGUUUGAGGUUAGGCGACGCCUGGCACUUCCACCCUCCCGAAUGCUACUACAAGCGAGUAGCUCGCGAGACCAACGCGUGGCGGCUGAGCGAGGCGAACGAGGACUUCAGCUUGUGCCCCAGUUACCCCCGCGCCGUGAUCGUGCCUCGCGCGGUGGACGACAGUGCCCUGGCGCGUAGCGCCCGCUUCCGCCAGGGAGGCCGCUUCCCUGUGCUCAGCUACUACCACGCUCCCAGCGGAACCGUGCUGCUACGUGCCGGUCAGCCCCUGACUGGGCCCCAGAAGCGGCGUUGCUCUGAGGACGAGGACCUGCUGAGAGCUGUGUUGGCGGGGGCUCGGCCCGGGGCCCGGGGCUUCAUCGUGGACACGCGCUCGCCCCAGGCCGCCAAACAGGCCCGCAUGACUGGUGGAGGCACCGAGGCCAAGGCUGCCUACCCUGGCUGGAAACGACUGCACCGGCUCCUGGAGACGGGGCGGCCCCUACAGGAGAGCUUCGUGCGCCUGGUGGAGGCCUGCGGGGACCUGGAGCAGAGCAUGGACCGCUGGCUUAAUCGACUAGAGAGCUGCCGCUGGCUGUCACAUGUGAAGGAGACUCUGAGCACCGCCUGCCUAGCAGCCCAGAGCAUGGAACAGGAAGGGGCCUGUGUCCUGGUACAUGGGGCUGAAGGCACAGACAGCACCCUGCUCAUCACUUCACUGGCCCAACUCAUCCUAGACCCCUUGAGCCGGACCAUGGCUGGAUUCCAGGAACUAAUAGAGCGAGAGUGGGUCCAGGCUGGCCACCCCUUCCAGCUGCGCUGUGCUCACUCAGCCUUCUCCCACGCCCGCCCCAAACACGAGGCCCCCACCUUUCUCCUCUUCCUGGACUGUGUGUGGCAGCUGGGCCGCCAGUUCCCGCUGUCGCUGGAGUUUGGGGAGGGGAUGCUACUGGCGCUGUUUGAUCACGCCUAUGCCUCCCCUUUUGGCACCUUCCUGUGCAACAACGAAAAGGAGAGAUGCCUGUGUGAAGUGAGAACUCGAACACACUCCCUGUGGUCUGGGCUCAGUCAGCCAAAAGAGCAACGAAAGCUCCGGAACCCGCUCUACGUCCCCAACCCCCUGGCUAUCUGGCCCUCGGCGGAGCCCCAGAGCCUGCGACUGUGGCAAGGCCUGUUUCUGCGCGGGACCCGUCCACCUGAGCCUUCAGAGGUAGCGUGGGAGAAAGUGUGGCAAAUAGUGACAGAUCAGGAGAAGACAGAAGGCUCUCAGCCAACAGAUUCAGCCUCUGAGGCUGGACCCUAAGUACUGGUCCUUAGAUGGUGUUUGAGAUGUUCCUGGAAGCUCUCCAGGCCCCUCAGCACCUCUGGAUCUUGGAAGAGAGUGCCUACAACCCAGCCUGGAUCCACAUGUGAAGUGUCCAAAGUAUAGGCGGAAGGUCCAAAUAAUAAAGGCAUCCAUGAUUGGUA